This is a messenger RNA of Hordeum vulgare subsp. vulgare (domesticated barley), 222 nucleotides long. RefSeq lists its product as uncharacterized. The coding region runs from base 1 to 222 and encodes 73 amino acids. The transcript has a single exon. The record is from RefSeq and is a predicted model, not a curated record. NCBI's taxonomy places the organism in Eukaryota, Viridiplantae, Streptophyta, Magnoliopsida, Poales, Poaceae.
AUGGACGGCGGGAAGAAGCAGGGUCGGGACGACCGCAAGGCAUCGCAAGGCCGCAGCGACCGCAAGUCGGGGUCCGGGAUGAGCGGUGACGCCAAGAAGGGUGGUCGCGACGGCAAGUUCACCUGGGAGGACGCCGACGGCUACACCGACGAGGACCUCGACCUCGUCGCCAGCAAGGGCCCGGGGACCGACGCCUCCGCCUCCGGCAAGAACAAGUCCUAG